AUGCCAACAGUUCCGAGCUUUAUUCCAAAGCCCAAGAAGCUUACCCCCGAGAAUGACCCUCUUCACAUCAUCAAGACAAGAAGGAUAACGCAUAAUAGGCCUGCCACUAUCGCUGGGCCUAUGGUGCGGUACUCCAAGCUGCCAUUUCGCCAACUUUGCCGCCAUUUCAACGUAGAUAUAGUUUACUCGCCAAUGAUACUUGCGCGGGAGUUUGUGCGUAAUGAGCACGCUCGCAUGGCGGACUUCACUACGAACAGCCGUGAUACACCGCUUAUUGUGCAGGUCGGGGUGAACAACGUCGUUGACCUCCUCCGUUUUGUUGAGAUGGUCAGCCCGUACUGCGAUGGCAUCGGGAUAAACUGCGGCUGUCCCAUUCGCGAGCAGGUCCGUGAGGGCAUUGGUUCCGCGCUCAUCUACAAUCAGCCGCUACUUUGCGAGAUGGUUAGAGCAGUCAAGGAGAAGUAUAAAGACACGGUGCGUCUAGAGACCAAAAUACGUAUCCACGACGAUCUGGCCCAGACUGUAACAUUGUGCAACGCACUGGCCUCCGCCGGUGUCGACUGGAUUACCAUCCAUGGCCGCACGCGCACCACGCGGUCUUCAGUGCCUGCCAACAUUGCGGCAAUCCGCUACAUAAAGGAGCAUAUUACCGACAAGGAGCUGCCCAUUGUGGCUAAUGGCGAUUGCUUCACGUUGGACGACUGCCACCGGAUUGCGGCAGAGACAGGCGCUGACGGCAUUAUGGCCGUGCGGGGCCUACUGGCAAACCCGGCGCUCUUCAGCGGCUACAAGACCUGUCCGUGGCACGCGGUUGAGCUCCUGUGGCACUACGCCAUGGAGUUCGGGACCUUGCCAUACCAGCUACUUCAGCACCACCUGCAUUGCAUGCUCGAGAACAUGGGCGCCGAUAAGACGCUGUUGAAACAGAUGAUGGACAUCAAGAACUUCUGUGAACUGAUAGAUUGGUUCGACGAGCACUUUGUUCUCAGGCGCAAGUCCCAAGAAGAACUCUCAGACAUCCCCGACAUCCCAUAUAGACAUCGGGCUCCCCGGCCGUGA
This is a messenger RNA of Eremothecium gossypii ATCC 10895, 1059 nucleotides long. RefSeq names its product tRNA dihydrouridine synthase (gene DUS4). NCBI's taxonomy places the organism in Eukaryota, Fungi, Ascomycota, Saccharomycetes, Saccharomycetales, Saccharomycetaceae. Gene Ontology annotation, biological process: tRNA processing. The record is from RefSeq and is marked provisional. Bases 1 to 1059 code for a protein of 352 amino acids. The transcript has a single exon. Gene Ontology annotation, molecular function: tRNA dihydrouridine synthase activity; flavin adenine dinucleotide binding.